Messenger RNA from Cajanus cajan (pigeon pea), 1817 nucleotides. Its product is annotated as CCT motif family protein. Gene Ontology annotation, biological process: regulation of flower development. NCBI's taxonomy places the organism in Eukaryota, Viridiplantae, Streptophyta, Magnoliopsida, Fabales, Fabaceae. Gene Ontology annotation, molecular function: protein binding; DNA-binding transcription factor activity. The record is from RefSeq and is a predicted model, not a curated record. Gene Ontology annotation, cellular component: nucleus.
CCCUCUUACUGUCUCUGCUCAUUCCCCUGUUUUUCCUCUGUUUAUAUCUGCAUUUGUUUGAUUUUUUCUAUCAAACAAAUUUCUUUUCUUUCUUUCCCCUCCUAUUUAUUCCUUAUUCUGAAUGCUCCCUAUUCAUUUCUUUGGAGAAAAUGGGCCAACGAAAAAAGGGUCGCUUCGGAAUAUCGAAUUAAACUUAGUUUUUCAUGUGCUGGUGUCUUGAUUUGCAUGUAAAUAUUUAUUUCUCACAUUUCAGAUUUUUUGCAGUGUUUCUUCCUCUUUUAGUUCAUGAUGUGUAGCUCCUUGCUUGAUUGAUGAUAUCAAGCUGAAGAAGGAAAACUGAUAACCAAUUUUUUUGAAACGAAAUAUAUGUUUAUUCAUUUGAGUUUUGCUCCUUCCUUUAUGAAUAUUUUCUCUUAUUAAUACCACAAGUGGAAACAACUGUAGUUGGAUUCAUACGCUGGAUCUGAAAAAGUAUGAAAAAAGGAAAGGAAAAAUAAAAGGGCAUAAAAGGGAAGUAUUUUCUAUGUGAUAGUUCCGUCUUGUAUAAUCUUUCUUCCUGUUGUUUCAAGUUUACAGUGUGAACUGUGAGUGCGGUUUGUCCUUUUGCGCCGCACUGAGGAGGGAGAUUAAAGAGAAAAGCCCUUUUAUUCGCUUUUCUUUUUUAUAGUAAGGAAAAAGGGUAAAUGAAAGGGGUUUGUUAAUGCUCAACUUAAUCAUUUCCUCAUGGUAUUUGUCGGGCACUGAAUAUGGUUCUAGAAAGGAUGAUCUUGUUCAGUCUUCUGCCAUGUCAGAGUAUGAUUUGGCAGCAGAGGGAGAUCUGUUCAAAGCUCCUGAACCCAUUAUUGAAGAGCCAAUGAUGGACCUAGAUCCCAUGACAGUGGCCAUUUCGAUGAUAUCUUGUGGGGAAGAUGUCUCCCCACAGGGACUAAAAUCCACAGAUAUUGAUAUUCUUCAAACUGAUCAGUUUCUGAGCGAGGUGUUUUAUGAAUGCAGAAAGGAUCUCUUAGAAAAGGCAGCAAUAGAGUCACCACUCUCUGAGAUUCUGGAAAUCAAGGUUCCUUUUCUGAACAUUGAUGAGAACUCAAUUCAAGAGAACAAGCCACUUCCUGACAUGCAAUUAGCAAAGAGUGUCAGCUCAGGAAGUUUGAGCUCAAUGGAAUGGAUACGUGGAGCUGCAAUUAAGCCUGCUUUCAUUGAUAUCCCUGCAAUAGAUUUUGAUGCAGUUUAUGGCAUGCGGAGAUCAUUUAGUGAAGGAGAUAUAAAGACUCUUGGUAAUGGUAACAUGAACAUCGUCCAGUCACCUCAUGAGAGGCCCUUUCUUAUCAGCAACUGCACCAGUGAGGAACGCUUCCAAAAGCUCUCCAGAUACAGGAAUAAGAGGACAAAGAGGAAUUUUGGGAGGAAAAUCAAGUAUGCUUGCAGGAAGGCUCUUGCUGACAGUCAACCAAGAAUCCGUGGAAGAUUUGCAAGGACUGAAGAGUGUGAGUCGAAGAGGGAAUGAAUGACUUGUGACUGAGUUAGUAGGAAGAAAGUAGCUAUAUCUGAUCAAGCUAUAUGGAAAAACUCAGCAGUAAUGUGUGAUUAGAAUUAUGGGAGUCUCUGUAUGUUUGAGCAGAUAUUUGCUGAAUAAACCAGACCCCAAACUUCUUAGCCUAGUUCAUCUCUUAUCUACUCUUCUAUUAAUCGUCUCUUUAAACGCAAAUAACCCUCCAGAUCUGUAAAUAGGUUUGUUCAAUAAAACAAAGAAAAAGAAAAGUUGUACUAUGUUCAUAUAUAUCAUGAAAUCGCAAGGUAACAUCAAUAAUUUCCUUCUCCGC